AUGCCUCCUUUUCCUUGCAAAAUCAGUAAAAGAAGAAGUAAAAUAAUAUGCACAAUCUCCUUCCAUCUCACCUUCUACUUGUCUUGUCUCUUGCUUCACCAGGGUGCAGUGAUCACGCCAGCUAUGGACCACACUAUGUCCAUGCAGCCUGCCAGCAUGAUGGGCCCUAUCACCCAGCAGAUGAACCAUCUGUCCCUGGGCACUACAGGAAGUUACAUGACUGCUGCAGCCGCCGCGGCGCCUAUGCAAGGGACCUACAUUCCCCAGUACACUCCUGUGCCUCCAACAGCCGUCCCUGUCGAAGGAGUGGUGACGGACGCCUCCCCCCAGACAGUGGCUCCCUCGUCACAGGAGGUGGCUGGCCAGCAGCAACAGAUCCAGGUGGACAGUGCUGCCGACCAUGUUCCUGCUUACUCAUACCAGUCCAAGUAA
Molecule: messenger RNA, 432 nt
Organism: Micropterus dolomieu (smallmouth bass)
Lineage: Eukaryota; Metazoa; Chordata; Actinopteri; Centrarchiformes; Centrarchidae
Product: RNA-binding motif, single-stranded-interacting protein 3-like
Exons: 3
Coding region: 1-432 (143 amino acids)
Source: RefSeq, a predicted model, not a curated record